Molecule: messenger RNA, 1950 nt
Organism: Gadus macrocephalus (Pacific cod)
Lineage: Eukaryota; Metazoa; Chordata; Actinopteri; Gadiformes; Gadidae
Gene: fpr1
Product: formyl peptide receptor 1
Exons: 2
Coding region: 144-1274 (376 amino acids)
Biological process (GO): positive regulation of cytosolic calcium ion concentration; phospholipase C-activating G protein-coupled receptor signaling pathway; complement receptor mediated signaling pathway
Cellular component (GO): plasma membrane
Molecular function (GO): complement receptor activity; G protein-coupled receptor activity
Source: RefSeq, a predicted model, not a curated record
GUUAGUACCGCCCCGGCGAGAAGGGUUGACGUCACAAAGUUUCUAAGAGCAAGAAGAAGUCGGUGCCUCGCAGCAUUCAGUUGGACUCAGACAGUUGUCCUGCUGGUCACUACUUCACACCAGAAACAAUAGGUCUGAAGACAAUGAUGGACAUCAUAAGCACUACACCCUACUAUCACAGCAAUGUCACAGACCUGUCUGGGGGAAACGGUUCUUUUGAAGAAGAGUAUGAAGACGAGGAUGAACAUGCUGAGCUCAGGCAAUCCCUUAACAUCAUGUCGAUUAUUGUUUACUGCCUGGCCUUUGUUCUUGGGGUGCUGGGAAAUGGAGUGGUCAUCUGGGUCACUGGAUUUAAAAUGAAGAAAACGGUCAACACAAUCUGGUUCCUAAACCUGGCUGUGGCUGACUUCCUCUUCACAGCAUUUUUACCGCUGAGCGUGACGUACACAGCAAUGGAUUUCCACUGGCCGUUUGGCAAAUUCAUGUGCAAACUCAACAGCACUGUCGGCUUCCUCAACAUGUUUGCCAGUGUGUACAUUCUGGUGGUGAUCAGCAUCGACCGAUGCGUGUCUGUGGCGUGGCCCGUUUGGGCUCAGAACCACCGGAGCGUUCGCAAGGCCUCCUGCGUGAGCCUGGGCGUCUGGGUGCUGGCAUUGUUCCUCAGCUCUCCGUACUUCAUCUUCAGAGACACCGGAGCAUCUUUCAACGAUGAGGAUAUUAUCAACUGCUUCAGUAACUUUGCUCUCUCAGAUGAUUACGAAACCCCCGCCGUGAACCAGCUCCGCCAGUUUCGCCACCAGGCGAUGACCAUCACUCGGUUCCUCCUCGGGUUCGUGGUUCCCUUCACCAUUGUUGUGUCCUGCUAUGCGGUCAUAAUCCAUCGCCUUCGGAGGAACCGCUCUCUGGCAAGGUCAGGGCGACCUUUCAAAAUAAUAGCGGCUGUCAUCACAGCAUUCUUCCUGUGCUGGGCUCCAUACCACAUCAUGGCUCUGAUAGAGCUGGUUAACCACGUAGCUGCAGAGUUCAGUGAAACUUUGGACCAUGUGACCACUAUCGGGGUCCCAAUCGCCACCAGUCUGGCAUUCUUAAACAGCUGUCUGAACCCCUUGCUGUAUGUGUUUAUGGGCCAGGACUUUAAGGAGAAGAUCCGCAGGUCCAUCUUGAAGGUGCUAGAAAGUGCCUUCCAGGAAGAGCAGUCCCGAUCCAACACAUACACAAACUCAGGCUUCACGAGUCGCAGCAAAGAUAGGUCCUUCUCUGAUGCUGAAGUAUAGGAUGGUUGACAUUUACAAACCAUUUCAGAUUAUAAUAUCAAGACUUUGCUUCAUAAAAAAAACUGUAAGUAACUAUAAAUUAUUAACAUGAACCAGCCGCAGAGAAGAUAAACAAAUAGUGCUGUUAUGAAUAGAUCAUGCUGUUUAUGUAUCUAUAUGCCAUAUGAAUUUUCAUUUACCAUACGAACAUUUUUAUACACACAUGCAUACACAUACAUACAUUAUGUAUGUAUGCAUGCAUGCAUGUAUGCAUGUAUGUAUGUAUGUAUGUAUGUAUGUAUGUAUGUAUUACAUACAUGCAUAAAUAUAUGCAUGCAGAAGUAUUUUGAUAUGCGUACAUUGGUUUACAUACACCUAUUGUGUAUGUUACUGUUAUUGACAGAAACGUUAUUCAUUGUGUUAUAAACCUUUCACUAUAAUUGUUGAUCUUUUUGUUUUCCAUUUUUUUGAUGAUUGUGAAUAUUUGCCCACAUUUGUAUUAUUGUUGAUUUUGUUGAUUUUAGAAAAAAUUGUGUAUAUAUAUGAAUGUCAUUGCAUGCCAUUCAGAACAGCCCCCUUACAGAAUAUAUGUAUAUACUUCACAUUUAUUCUUUGAAAAAAGUUUUAUGUUUACUUUUGUUUAAUUAGGUCCGUUUUAAUCCUUGAUCAGUAAUAAAUCAUAAAUAUAUUUCUGAAA